Molecule: messenger RNA, 2132 nt
Organism: Arachis stenosperma
Lineage: Eukaryota; Viridiplantae; Streptophyta; Magnoliopsida; Fabales; Fabaceae
Product: AP-5 complex subunit mu
Exons: 7
Coding region: 92-1939 (615 amino acids)
Biological process (GO): endosomal transport
Cellular component (GO): cytosol; late endosome; AP-type membrane coat adaptor complex
Source: RefSeq, a predicted model, not a curated record
UUUUUUUUUUCGAAAUUAAAUUACUUGCUUAUAUUUUGUGUGUGCGUCAGUGGUGGUGGUGGUGGUGGUGGUGGUUCCCUAACCGCAACGCAUGGCCGGUGGAUGCAGCAUCAGAGCUAUCUGGAUUCUCAACAACCUCGACGCCGUCGUUUUCUCCAGGAGAUUCCCUGUUGUAGAAAAGCGUUGGCGAGCUGCUUUGAACUUCGAGAGCGAUGAGCUCUUCACUUCAAUUCCCAAUGACUCUGAACUCGCCGAUGCUUUCAUGGACAGAAAGCAAAGGGAAGGAUCUGCUCGCGGAUUCGGCGUACGUAGAACUCAUCAAUCCUCUCCGGGAUCUGAUUCUUGGAUCGAUGAUCCUAUCACUCGUCAUAUCGUAUCCCUUUACAUUACCAAAGAGGAGCAAAAGAAUCUCUUGUGGCCUUUAAUCUUGCACAUAAGGGGCCUUUUCACUGUUCUUGUUCUGCCAUUCGUGGAACCUAAGCAUUUAAAGGCUUAUGCAAGUUUGUGUAAGAGACCUGAUUGUGGAAGUGCUCUUGGCCUUGACCAUGGUUUGUCUUCGCUAUUGAUCCAACUUCCCUCAAUAACAGGGGCAUUUAUGAUAGCUCACGCCAUCGGUGACAUAAUUACAGGCGACGUAGUAGAGCCUGAAGUGAUUGUAAGUUCAGCUCCCUCUGUUGGAGGGCUGUUUGAUUCACUAACUGGUAGUAUAGGCAUAUCUUCCAGGCCAAAACCGGUAGCUCCAUCAGUUGCUUCUUCUGCUCCAUUGGGUGCAGCUGUACCAGGAUUAGCUACAGCAGAUAGUCAAAAAUUUGGGUCUAGGCCUUUGGAUAAAGAUGCACUGAGAACAUUUAUUAGUAGUUCAAUGCCAUUUGGCACUCCUUUGGACCUUAAUUACUCAAAUAUUUUUAAUAUCAAGGCCAAUGGCUUUUCUGCAUCAGAUUUGCCUCCUGCUGACCAGAAGCAACCAGCUUGGAAGCCAUAUUUGUACAAGGGAAAGCAGAGAGUAUUGUUUACAAUUCAUGAGACUGUUCAUGCAGCUCUGUAUGAUAGAGAUGAGAUUCCGGAUAUUAUAUCAAUUUCUGGUCAAUUGAAUUGUCGUGCUGAUCUGGAAGGCUUGCCAGAUGUGUCAUUGCCCUUGUCAGGAGUGAACACAGCCAACCUUGAGGUUUCAUCCUAUCACCCUUGUGCUCAAGUUUCAGAUCAAGGUCUGGAUAAGCAGGGUGUGAUGUUUUCUCCACCAUUAGGUAAUUUUGUGUUAAUGCGCUAUCAGGCAACUUGUGCCCUCGGACCACCUGUUAGCGGAUUUUAUCAGCUGUCAAUGGUUUCGGAGGACAAAGGUGCAUUUCUAUUCAAGUUGCGUCUAAUGGAAGGUUAUAAGGCUCCUUUGACAAUGGAGUUUUGUACUGUGAUUAUGCCCUUUCUUAGGAGAAGGAUUGUAUCUUUGGAUGGAACUCCUUCUGUCGGAACAGUUUCAACUUCUGAUCACUCUGUAGAGUGGAAAAUAGUGCCAAGUGGACGUGGACUGUCUGGAAAAAGUAUUGAGGUGACUUUCCCAGGAACAGUCAAGUUUGCACCAUGGCAAAACCGAAGGGUGCCAUCCUCUAGGUCUAUUGGAGCCACUGCUGACGAAGAUAGUGAUAAUGAGGCAGAAAAUGCUAGCAACAUGGUCAAUGAAGAACAUUUGAUGGAGAAAAUGAACAAGGAUCUUCCUCCAGUUGAUCUAGAGGAGCCAUUCUGCUGGCAGGCAUACAAUUAUGCCAAAGUAUGCUUCAAGAUUGUUGGGGCAUCUCUAUCUAGAAUUGCUAUUGAUCCUAAAUCUGUGAGUAUCUAUCCAGCUGUUAAAGCACCUGUGGAGUUUGCAACUCAGGUAACUUCUGGGGACUAUAUUUUGUGGAAUACUCUUGGUAAGUGCCCACAUGUAGCCACAGUAAAGACGUAAGUAUGAUUGGCCAUGGGGAAUAUUUGAAAUUGCUGGGAGAUAUCUGUUGGGAACUCUGAAGUUUUAUUAAUUUUUCGCUGAGUAGCUAGACAGUGCAUGAUUGUGUCUUCCUAGCUAUUUUAUUAAGACAAUACCUUCUAUUGGUGCUUCUAAUUAUUUUAAAUAGGAAAGUCUUGUAUACUUUUUUUUUAAA